AUGGAGACUGCUACCCCUCCAAGGUCGAUAAAACUCACAAUCAAGUACAAGGGAGAUAAAAGCAUCACCAAUCGCCCAACUAUCCCUGAUCUCCCGAACAUUGAUGAACACGAACACAACACCACCUUAAGUAGUCCCAAUCUCCAGAGUAGCCUGUUAGCAUGUUCUAAAAGUCAGGCGCAUACUAAUUCUACAGAACAGGAACAAAAUAACAGCCCAGAAGAUGAAGAAAACCCUUGUACAGAUAAUUCCCAAUAUCAGUUGGUUCUCUAUGACCCAUCAGUCAACGAGGCCAGUAGCUCAGACAACGGGCUCGAAUCAGUUAAUCAGCAACCUCCUUUUCACAGACCGCAUCCAUUUUCAGAUCAGACUCAACGUGUUCUGCCGUCGAUAGGGGCUUUCACAGUUCAGUGCGCUGAAUGUUUCCAAUGGAGGCUCAUCCCAACAAAGGAGAAGUAUGAGGAGAUAAGAGAGCACAUCAUAGAACAGCCAUUCACGUGCGACAUGGCCCGCGAGUGGAAGCCCGAUAUAUCGUGUGAGGAUCCUCCUGAUAUAACCCAAGACGGCAGUCGGCUUUGGGCCAUCGACAAACCUAGCAUUGCUCAGCCACCUCCUGGUUGGCAGAGGCUGUUGAGAAUCAGAGGAGAAGGGAGCACCAAGUUUGCGGAUGUGUAUUACGUUUCACCUUCAGGCAAGACACUUCGUUCCAGGGUGGAGAUCCAAAAGUACCUAAAUGAACACCCCAAAUACAUGCAUGAAGGGGUGAACUUGUCUCAGUUUUCUUUCCAAAUCCCGAGGCCAUUGCAAGAGAACUAUGUGAGAAAGCGCCCUACUGCUCGUCCUUCACCCGUGAACAAUGCUUGUGAAUAUGCAUUGCCAGGAUAUUUUCCACCUUCAGAAGCUAAAGCCAUAACAUGGGUAAGUAGUCCCACCACAGACUUGCCGAGCGCUUUUGGGACUCCCGGUAAGGAUUUCGAAAGACGGUCGUCAAAAAAGAAAAGGAAAAUUAAAAAAUGGAAUCCCGAUUUGGUCAUUAACCUCGAUGCCGAUGAUGACGAGGUCAGCAUUGUGGAGCCUCAUCGGCUUUGA
Molecule: messenger RNA, 1089 nt
Organism: Striga hermonthica
Lineage: Eukaryota; Viridiplantae; Streptophyta; Magnoliopsida; Lamiales; Orobanchaceae
Source: the annotation of a GenBank genome assembly